GUUCGUUCUCCCGGGACCCCGAACUCCGCUGACCCAGGAGGGGCGCAGUCAGUGUUCUGGCAACGCUGCUGCAUUUAUUCAGUAAGCCAGCGUUUGCUGCCCCUCUUCCCAGCUCUGUGCCACGUGCAGCAGCCUUGUGGGUCUUCCGGUAGGAGGACACAGCGUUUGCAAAGCUGUGGCACAGUCCUCAACAGAUAAAGAAAUGAGAAAAAUACCAAAUAAUGGGAACCUGAAGAGGAUGAAGGUGGCGUACCCCCUGGGACUGUUUGUGUGCCUGUUCAUCUAUAUCGCCUACAUCAAGUGGCACUGGGUCUUCGCCACGCAGGCCUUCUUCAGCAUCACUGAGGCAACCUCAGGGGCCCACAGGGGCCAGCAGACUCGAGAUCCUCCGGGAACGACUGCACAUGGUCACAAGGUCUUCUAUGGCAUCAUGUUUGACGCGGGAAGCACUGGCACCCGAGUGCAUAUCUUUCAACUCACCUGGCAGCCUGGAGAAACUCCCACUUUGACCCAUGAGACCUUCAAAGCACUGCAGCCAGGUCUUUCUGCGUAUGCUGAUGACGUUGAAAAGAGCACUCCUGGUAUUCAGGAAUUGCUGGAUGUUGCUAAACAAGAAAUUCCUUUUGACUUCUGGAAGGCCACCCCAUUGGUUCUGAAGGCUACAGCUGGUUUACGUCUGUUACCAGGAGAGAAGGCUCAGAAUUUACUACAAAAGGUGAAAGAAGUGUUUAAGGCAUCGCCUUUCCUUGUAGGGGAUGACUGUGUUUCCAUCAUGAACGGAACAGAUGAAGCACGACUGAUUCAAAUGCUGUUUCAUCACUCUUUCGUAGGUAUUUCAGCCUGGAUCACCAUCAACUUCCUAACAGGCAGUUUGAAAUCCUCAGGAAGCAACAGUGUGGGCAUGCUGGAUUUGGGCGGAGGGUCCACUCAGAUCACCUUCCUUCCAAGAGUUGAGGACACCCUUCAGACCUCCCCGCCCGGCUACCUGACAUCACUGCAGAUUUUUAAUAGGACCUACAAGCUCUAUUCCUACAGCUACCUGGGGCUCGGAUUGAUGUCCGCCCGGCUGGCGAUUCUGGGCGGUACAGAGGGGAAACCUGUGGAGAAUGGGGAGGAGCUGGCCAGCCCCUGUUUGUCGCCCAGUUUCAGAGGAGAGUGGGAACAUGCUGAAAUAACGUACAGACUUUCAGGGCAGAAGGCAGCAGCGAACCUCUACCAGCUGUGUGCCAACCGAGUGUCAGAAGUUCUUCAAAAUAAAGUACACAGAACAGAAGAAGUGAAGGAUGUGGAUUUUUAUGCUUUUUCCUACUAUUAUGACCUUGCAGCGAAUGUUGGCCUCAUAGAUGCGGAGAAGGGAGGCAGCCUAGUUGUCGGAGACUUUGAGAUUGCAGCCAAGUAUGUGUGCCGGACGGCGGAGACCCAACCACAGAGCAACCCCUUCAUGUGCAUGGAUCUCACCUACAUCAGCUUGCUGCUCCAAGAGUUUGGCUUCCCGGGAAACAAAGUGCUGAAGCUGACUCGGAAAAUCAACAAUGUUGAGACCAGCUGGGCUCUGGGGGCCAUAUUUCAUUACAUCGACUCCCUGAAUGGACAGAAAAGGACGGCCUCAUAGCAGCUGAGCUGCCCACUGUCCUCCAAGUAGUGGCUCCAUCUCUGCAGGAAAAGAUCCUUUGGAAACGCUUGAUGUGUUGGAAGGGGGCCAAGCUCAGCUGAGACCCCUCCUCCCUGCAGCCUUGCGGACCCGCCCCUGGAAGGGCAGAGGACUGGAACUCAGCCCAAGCCCAACACCUCCUCCUACCUGCCUCAGCUCCAGGUGGUCAGUGAACCAGCUAGGGAAAGGGCACAUGCCAAGGCCAGGAUGAUGUAGUCCCACUGUCCCCACUGACCCAUCUGUAGGGUUGGAAAGCUGUGACAUUCAUCCCUAUUACUGGAGUCUUGUUUUGUGCCCCUGCCCCUGUCUCCCUCAGUUUCCCAAGGCAGACCUCCACCUCUCCCUGAAUUUGCGAGGAGGCUCUGCAGGCUGUCCUGGCUGCUCUCAGGGCGAGCUUCGCAGGAACCAUCGUGAACCUCUGGGACAGUGGGUUGGGUGGGGCGCUGUGAACUCUGGACUUGAAUAUGUUUGUUCCUCCUUGAGUGUGGGUACGUGAAGUCAUACAGAGGCCUGUUUCCUCAGUCUUUGGGUGGCUCAGGGUUAACCAUGGAGUUGACACUAUGAAUAGGAGGAGGGGCUGAGGGAAAUACCUCUCCAUGGCCCUCAAAAAAGGCUGAGUGUGAGCAUGAGCUGCUGUAAAAUAUUUAUGGUUGUGCUGUGUGAGUGGUGUCUCUGUCGCUCAGCACUCAGUGCUUGUGUGGCCACUGCGUUCUGAGCCCCAGUGAAUACUUCACUGCUGUGAACCGUGUGCAGUCAGGCAGUGUCAGGAGACACGUGCUCCCUGGUCAGCCAGCAGAGCAGUCUCCAGAACUGCCCUCUUGAAACUGCCCUCAUGUGGCUUUUCCCCCUCGAGCUCCACAGGACACUGAUUCAGCCCUCCAUGUCUGCAUUGCGAGCUCUAUCAAGGGAUGAUACGGGCUGUGUGCUGCACACAGUGUGGUCGCAGGUUCACAGUCAUUUUCUGGUGAAUGUACAGUACACAGGGUAAGCCGAACCUCGUGUGUUCCACUCAAAAUAAAGGUUUACCAGUUACCAAAGUUACUGCUCCUCUGUGACUCUUGUCAGAUCAGUGACAUUCAUCCACCCAACACUGGCAGGAAGGACCUGAAAUCCCUGUUUACUAAAGUUUAAACAAAAUACUGCCCAAGUGGGGUAAGAGGUGGUGGCACAAUUAAGUGCUGUCAGUAUAUCUUGUGAGGAGACCACAGCAGGACACACAGAGGCCCCCACUGGGCCCUCCUGGCAUCCCCAUCUCCCUGGGGAGGCCCAGGCUGUUUUAGGGUCUGGCAGGGAGCCCCUCACCUUCCUGGGGUCUGUCAGAGCAGAACUCCCCAUCUCUGGGACUGUUACCUGCAGCAUGUGCCUGGUAAGUCUAGUCUCGAGUGAGUACUGAACUCCAGGUUGUAGUGUGUUCAGUGAGGACCUGGAUUUAAUGUGGGUCAGUUGGAAAGGAGUCAAAUGUCAGGCAAAGAUGGGGCAGACUCCUCACCCUGAUUGCUAGGAGCUCACAGUCUCUACACCUCUCGGGACCUGAUGGAAGGAAGCACAGGGUCUGGCCUCCGCCCUUUCCAAGGCUGCAGCAGGACCAGAGCAGGCAUGACUGCUGAAUAAUCCCACGUGGUAGAGGCCUCUGGAGAGAGAAGAGGCCUCUGCAGAAAAAUAUAAUGAUAAUUUUGCUCCUCACCUCUCAGAACCUUAAAUUCCCAGUGCGCAGAGACAGGAGAGGUAUCCAAAUGUAAGCCUUGGCUGCCUGAGGAGCACUGUGCCUGCAGGACACUUGGGUAGCGAGGCUUCCACCCUUUUCUGAGAUUCCUCACCUGGUCUGAAUGGGAUGAUCAUUGCACCCCAACUCCAGAAGGCUGGAGGGGGACCACCAGGACACAAACCACUGACAAAAAGAGCCUGCUCUCCUCUACCCAGUGGUUUCCCCAGAAUGUAACCCCUGGGGCAAAGGUCUGGAGCUCUGUGUGGGACACAAAUAGAAGACAAAGCAGAAGAGAGGCUUCCAUCAAGUGAGAAGCCACAUUCGGACUGAAUCUUUGGAGGCUUUCACUUGACAAGGACACGGAAAUGACUUCUCCCUGCUCCUCACCACCGCUGCCUUGGGAGCAUCUCCGUAGCCCCUUCCUUCCACAGUAGCUAACAAUUUGAAUUGAAGAACUAUAGAGGCAAGGAAUUCAAGAUACAUGAAGGUAAAGUGAAAAUUGACUUGGUCCAUUUAUAGGUUAGUGAUCUCACAUCUGAAAAAAUGUGAACAACGAACUUUCCCAAAGGAUUGCCAAAUAAGUCAUGGAAUAUUUUUGAGUGCAGCAAAAUAGGCAAAUAAUGUCACUCUGUCUUUUGUGUUUAUAAAGUAGUUCUUGUUUUUAAGAAUAACUACAUAUGCACAUCUUAACACGUAAAAGAUGCAAAUUGGGGAUACGGUGAGGGUAUUGUUCCGUCCCACGUGUCCCACCUUGCAGAGGACGUGUCUGUGUGCUCUGAGCUUCCUUGCACACCCCACACACUAUCUUCGGUCCAUGUGUCCCAAACCUUUCUGUUCCCACUUAGAGCACCCACCCCUGUCAGUGCGCAGUGAGCUGCCUCAUCCUGCAGUGGCUGGUGGCAUUCCCGUGUCCGGACGACAGGAUCGCAUAGCAUCGUUGUUGCUUCCAGCACUACAUCCAUGUGCAUGGGCCAUCCUCACUGCUGGAUCAAAGGGUAGGACAUUUGUUUUGUCUUAGGGAGCUUCUUAGAAGCAUAUUUUAAUAAGGAAUUUAAAAAUCUAUGUUAAACCGCAGCUUAAAUUGAGUGAUGAUGGAGAGGAGUAGAUCAAUGGAAAAUAAUGGAAUUAAAAUGAUUUUUACCCCUAAAAUGAAAUAUAGGCUCUCUGAUAGCAUAGUUCAGCAUCCUCUCUAUUUUCAUAGGGGUGUAUCAUUAAGUACCUUGAGGAAAUAGAAAAAGUGCCAACGAGCUCUAUAUCCUAGGUGCAGUCGCUGAGGCAUCCCCCUGGGAGACUUGUCUUGACUCCCGGGGUCAGAUUCUGAGAAGUUGUGGGGAGUUGGG
Miniopterus natalensis is the source of this 4696-nucleotide messenger RNA. RefSeq names its product ectonucleoside triphosphate diphosphohydrolase 6 (gene ENTPD6). NCBI's taxonomy places the organism in Eukaryota, Metazoa, Chordata, Mammalia, Chiroptera, Miniopteridae. The record is from RefSeq and is a predicted model, not a curated record. Gene Ontology annotation, molecular function: hydrolase activity. Gene Ontology annotation, cellular component: Golgi apparatus.